Messenger RNA from Aspergillus wentii DTO 134E9, 1635 nucleotides. Its product is annotated as putative MFS monosaccharide transporter. Gene Ontology annotation, cellular component: membrane. Gene Ontology annotation, biological process: transmembrane transport; carbohydrate transport. The transcript is spliced from 3 exons. NCBI's taxonomy places the organism in Eukaryota, Fungi, Ascomycota, Eurotiomycetes, Eurotiales, Aspergillaceae. Gene Ontology annotation, molecular function: carbohydrate:proton symporter activity. The record is from RefSeq and is a predicted model, not a curated record. Bases 1 to 1635 code for a protein of 544 amino acids.
AUGGUUUCCAGUACAGCCUCGCCCAAUUUCGCGGGCCUACGCGGCAAGAAAUUGUCGUUGACGGUAUCGACCAUUGCUACAAUGGGUUUCUUGCUGUUCGGUUAUGACCAGGGUGUCAUGUCCGGUAUUAUCAGCGAUAAACACUUCAACAAUGUCUUCACAGCUACCAAGGACAAUUCCACCAUGCAGGCGCUGGUCACUGCUGUCUAUGAGUUGGGAUGUUUGGUCGGUGCGGUCUACGCUCUUAUCUUUGGUGACAAGAUGGGCCGCCGGUGGAUGAUCUUCUCGGGGGCCAUUGUCAUGAUUAUCGGCGUCAUUAUCCAGGUUACCUCGUUUGUCGACCAUAUUCCUCUGCUGCAGUUCUUCUUUGGCCGUGUCAUCACCGGUAUUGGCAACGGCAUGAAUACUUCGACGAUUCCCACCUACCAGGCCGAGUGCUCCAAGACUAGCAACCGUGGUCUGCUUAUCUGUAUCGAAGGUGGUAUCAUUGCCAUUGGUACUAUGAUUGCCUACUGGAUUGAUUUCGGAUGUCACUACGGCCCUAGCGACCUCGUCUGGCGUUUCCCCAUUGCCUUCCAGAUCGUCUUCGGCGUCGUUAUCAUUGUUGGAAUGUGGUACAUGCCCGACUCUCCUCGCUACCUGAUCUCCAAGAACCGUGUCCAGGAAGGUGAGUAUGUGCUUGCUGCCCUGGGAGGCUUCGAAGUCCAUGACCGCGAGACCCAGAUGCAGAAGCAGCUCGUCAUGGAGUCGCUUCAGGCGUCCGGUGCCUUUGGCGAGGAGACCCGAUUCCGCGACCUGCUUACUGGUGGCCGUUCCCAGCACUUCCGUCGUAUGUUGGUCGGUUCUUCUGCCCAGAUCUUCCAGCAGCUUUCCGGUUGCAACGCGGUCAUCUACUAUCUGCCUGUGUUGUUGCAGAGCUCGCUCCAUGAGGACCAGGACUUUGCGUUGCUGAUUGGUGGUGUCAAUAUGAUUGUCUAUGCUAUCUUUGCUACCUUCUCUUGGUUCUUUAUUGAGAAGAUUGGUCGCCGCAAGCUUUUCCUCAGCGGAUCCUUCAUCCAGACCUCUGCCAUGAUCAUCACCUUUGCGUGCCUGAUCCCCGACACCAAGGCCGCCUCCAAGGGUGCUGUGUUUGGUCUGUUUAUGUACAUGGCUGCUUUUGGUGCCACCUGGCUUCCUCUGCCUUGGUUGUAUCCUGCCGAGCUGUCUCCCAUCAAGACCCGUGCUAAGGCCAAUGCUGUUUCCACCUGCAGCAACUGGCUUUUCAACUUCACCGUGGUCAUGAUCACUCCAGUCAUGGUUGACCGCAUUGGAUGGGGUACUUAUCUCUUCUUCGCCGCCCUCAACGCCUGCUUCAUCCCGGUUAUCUAUUUCUUCUACCCCGAGACUGCCAACCGCAGUUUGGAAGAAAUCGAUAUCAUCUUCGCCAAGGGUUUCACCGAGAACAUGACCUACGUCCGCGCCUCCAAGGAACUUCCCAAGCUCACCGACGACGAAAUCGAAGCCAAGGCCGCCGAGUACGGAUUCGCCCUCGACACUCCUGCCCUCGGCCAUGACAGUGGCGACGUCGAGAAGAGCCACGCCGACCACAACCAGUCCUCGUCCUCUGACAACGAGCAGGCCACCCACCUACCUUAA